ACCCCACCCCACAAGCACACGAACACACACCGACUCCCGUCAGCGGCCGCUCGCGUCACAACGCAAUUGGAACAUGAUUAGCGCUUUAGUGGCUCCGCCAAUGCCGGGCGCCACUACACGCCGCACACCCGUGGGUGGUGGUCCGGGCACGAAGGACGUCGUAACCGCCUCGGCCAUGGAUCUUCUUUACUUCCUGAUGAUCCGCUUCAAGAAGUUACAAGCUGACAGUUGUUAAUGUCACUCGACCACCUGGAGGCUCACAGCUGGCUCAGAUGCACAAAACACCUUGUCAGUGACCAUGAGAGAGAGCAGCCUGUCCCCAAAGGGCUGAUUAAUUUCCUGUCAGUCCCAUGUCAAGCGUCUAGCUGCGCGCAUCCUUGUGGAUGAUAUUUGUCAGCCUGGCAUUAAUCGCACGGGAAGUGGGACAAUCUGCCUCCAUGGGCUUCGACAACGACACCAACCAGACGCUCCCGGGGGUGACCCCCUUGAGCCUGCACAUCUCCCUGCCGCUCACGAUGCUGGUGAGCAUCAUAAUCCUGCUCACUGUGUUUGGAAACGUCCUGGUAGUCAUAGCUGUGUUUACAAGCCGGGCUCUGAGGGCGCCGCAAAACCUGUUCCUGGUAUCCCUGGCGUCGGCGGACAUUUUAGUGGCUACCCUGGUGAUGCCCUUCUCCUUGGCCAAUGAGAUCAUGGGAUACUGGUACUUUGGGGAGGUGUGGUGCGAGAUCUACCUGGCCCUAGAUGUUCUUUUCUGCACCGCCUCCAUCGCGCACCUCUGCGCUAUCAGCUUGGACCGCUACUGGUCCAUCACGCAGGCCAUUGAGUACAACCUGAAGAGGACGCCGCGCCGCAUCAAGUGCAUCAUCUUCAUCGUUUGGGUCAUUGCAGCCGUGAUCUCCUUCCCGCCUCUAAUCACCAUGGAGAAGGAAAACAACAAGGAGGACCCUGCUUGCGAGAUCAACAACGACAAGUGGUACGUCAUCUCCUCCUGCAUCGGCUCCUUCUUUCUCCCCUGCGUCAUCAUGGUCCUGGUCUACGUUAGGAUCUACCAGAUAGCCAAAAAGAGGACAAGGGCGCCCCCGGGGGAGCGGAAACGGAUGGACAAGUCGAAUACCAUCGCAGCCUCCAACCAGAAGGAGAAUGGGGUGGCCACAGGUGAGGCGGAGAAACUUAAGGAACAUGAGGACAUUGAGCUGAAGGAAGGGGCGGCGGGCAAAGAAGGCGAGGUCAACGGUGUGGACAUUGAUGAGUCGUCUUCUUCUGACCACAAAGUCAACAAUCCGUGCUCUAUGAAAAAGAAAGCUGCCAAGGGCAAGAGCAAAAUCAAGCCAGGAGACGGCGAUGUGCAGAAGAAAAGCUCCAGGGGAAGCCGCUGGAAGGGCCGACAGAACAGAGAGAAGCGCUUCACCUUCGUCCUGGCGGUGGUCAUUGGAGUGUUUGUCAUCUGCUGGUUCCCCUUCUUCUUCACGUACAUGCUGAUGACGCUGUGCGAAUCGUGCCCCGUCCCAGACACCCUCUUCAAGUUCUUCUUCUGGUUCGGCUAUUGCAACAGCGCGCUGAACCCUAUCAUCUAUACCAUUUUUAACAAUGACUUCCGGAGGUCCUUCAAAAAGAUUCUGUGCAAGAGGGACCCGAGACGAUACGGAUGAUGGACCACAAUGCUUGUAAAUACCUUCGUUCAGCAUAUUCCGUACACAAGUGAUAAGAUAAAUAUGUUCAUAUGCUUUUGGUGCGACUCCUUGGAAAGUGGUGGCAUAGAGUUGGUUACCAGCGCCCAGGCAAAAAUACUGGGCCACUGGUGUGGCUCACGUCCACCGGUCCAGUAGUGCCACUGUAAUUCAAGCUCAUACUUGGGAAAGCGGUGAGCCAAAACAUGUUGGGGGUGGGGUAUAUUUAAAACAGCAUAUUAUGUUCAUUUGUGGCACUGCCUAUUACUGUCAAUUUUCAUCAGUCUGAGGGAAAAAAAGGAUUUUGGUCAAAGUCUCAUAGACCUCAUCACCGGGUAGUUUCAUGACUGACAGGGACUCUUGCAUGUGUCAGGGAGGGGGGGUUGCAAAGUGCAUUGAGAACAGCAAAGUUGGGCAGUAAACCAGUGAUUUGUAAAUCUACUACUAUACAAACUAUAUUUUUCAGUCCCCCACCCCAUAUAUUUUCAUCCAAAGAGACCCCCCCACAACCCCCCGUUCCUUUCGCCCACGCUACAAUACUACUUGAUGAGCUUUUGCAAACUGAACUUUACAUACAACAUUGACUUGAUUCCUGCUGAUUUGAAAAGCAUCUACCAUGCAGCUUCAGCAUAAACCUUGAAAACCCAGGGCGGGUCUGAGCAGUACUUUUAUUGUAAAUGUAUUUUUUUUUUUUAAAUAUAUAGCAUCUAAGUCAAUGUAUUGUUUUAUUUUGCUAUAAUUUGGUGUACAAAACCUGUCUGAAUAUUGCUAUGAAUACUGUAUUGUGCCAUUUUGGACGAUAUGAAAACUGUCUGGAAUGGUGUUGAUGAUGGUGAUCACAAUAUGCGGAAAAUGGCACCACUUGAAUAAAACCCAUUCCCUGAAACUGUUUCAGGCUCUGCGUUAACUUGUGCUAUCAAUGUAGUGAUGUCAUCUCACAUUAA
Molecule: messenger RNA, 2611 nt
Organism: Syngnathoides biaculeatus (alligator pipefish)
Lineage: Eukaryota; Metazoa; Chordata; Actinopteri; Syngnathiformes; Syngnathidae
Gene: adra2a
Product: adrenoceptor alpha 2A
Exons: 2
Coding region: 384-1649 (421 amino acids)
Biological process (GO): adenylate cyclase-activating adrenergic receptor signaling pathway
Cellular component (GO): membrane
Molecular function (GO): adrenergic receptor activity
Source: RefSeq, a predicted model, not a curated record